AUGCCAUAUGGCUUAGCCUCGGCUCCAUAUUGGUGGGGUGAAUUUAUUCAGCGGAUUAUUGACGAGAUAUCUACAUCCACUUCUACCGUAAUACGCUACUACUAUGAUGACAUCAUUAUCGCUUCAAAAUCCGUAACUGACCAUCAUCAGAUUGUUUUAAAACUAUUUCAAGCACUUAAGAAGAACGGCUUAUCAAUUAGCGAAGAGAAACUUCAAUUAGCUUCUGAUAAAGUCACAUUCCUUGGUUAUGAAAUUUCUGCUGAUCGUAUUGCUAUAGAACCAUCCAAAAUUGAAGCGAUUCGUAAAUGGGAACUUCCUACGACAAAAGAAAGCAUUCUAAAGCUCGUUGGUUUCAUUAAUUAUUUACGGAACUUUAUACCUGAAGCUUCGGAACAUCUACGUCCAUUCUACGCUAUGAUCGAUCCAAAAAUACAUACUACACUACCUCAUGUGAAAGAAAUCACUCACACGUCAACACCUCCACUUAACCAUCUGAAGGAAUGGAUCGCUAGAUCUCUUACUUUAAAACUAUUUGACCCUACUGCUCCAACUGUGAUAUUUUCCGAUGCCAGCUUAACAGGUGGUGCAUCCAUAAUUUUUCAACCAGAAAUUCAUAAUAAUAAACAGACACCUAUUUCCAAUUACAUUACUCUCGGUUAG
Vanderwaltozyma polyspora DSM 70294 is the source of this 660-nucleotide messenger RNA. RefSeq names its product Tkp3 protein. The transcript has a single exon. Bases 1 to 660 code for a protein of 219 amino acids. Lineage: Eukaryota; Fungi; Ascomycota; Saccharomycetes; Saccharomycetales; Saccharomycetaceae. The record is from RefSeq and is a predicted model, not a curated record.